UCAUUACUCUUUCUGCUCCGCUCCCCACUAUUUAAAAUCCCUCUAGCCUCUCCUUUCUAAAAAUCCCAAUCUCCAGCACGGAUACCUACAAAAAGAAAGGAGAAAAAAGGUUCUCGGUGAAUCGGCUGGUGCAAGAGUAACAGAGUUCUUAACUUUUCCCUUUUGCUAACGGGUUAGAAAUACAAGUUAAUUGGAUAUGGAAUCUGGGACUGCACACCGCAUGCUGUCAGUGAAAUUGUGGCCUCCUAGUCAUAGUACAAGGGUGAUGCUUGUAGAGCGGAUGACAAAGAAUCUUACAACACCAUCCAUUUUUUCUAGGAAGUAUGGACUAUUAAGUAUUGAAGAAGCUGAGAAGGAUGCCAAGAAAAUUGAAGAGUUAGCUUUUGACGUUGCCGAUCAACACUACAAGAAGGAGCCUGAUGGUGAUGGAAGUUCUGCAGUGCAAGUAUAUGCCAAAGAAUCCAGUAGGAUGAUGCUGGAAGUUAUUAAAAGAGGCCCUACAGGAAAGGAUGAAGAGGUAGCAGAUAAAAUUGAUGUUCAUGAAAAUGUCUUUGAUAUAUCUGGAAGUCGACGGGCAUUUAUAGAUGCAGAGGAGGCUGAGGACAUUUUGAAACCACUUAGAGAGCCAGGAAAUUCAUAUACUAAGAUAUGUUUUAGCAACAGAAGUUUUGGCAUGGAUGCAGCAAAGGUUGCUGCACCCAUCUUGUCAUCCAUUAAGUCUCAGCUGACUGAGGUAGACCUUUCAGAUUUUGUUGCAGGAAGGCCAGAGUCUGAAGCACUUGAAGUCAUGAAUCUUUUUUCUUCUGCUCUGGAAGGUUCUCAAUUGAGGUACCUGAACCUUUCAAACAAUGCCUUGGGUGAAAAGGGUGUUCGGGCAUUUGAGGCACUCCUGAAGUCACAGAAUAAUUUGGAGGAGCUUUAUUUGAUGAAUGAUGGUAUCUCAGAAGAAGCUGCACGAGCAGUUUCUGAGCUAAUUCCUUCUACUGAGAAACUGAAAGUUCUCCAGUUUCACAAUAACAUGACAGGGGAUGAAGGUGCAAUUGCUAUCUCUGAAAUUGUGAAACUUUCCCCUGUAUUGGAAGAUUUCCGGUGUUCUUCAACAAGAGUUGGCUCAGAUGGUGGUGUGGCUCUAGCUGAAGCACUAAAGACAUGUACCCAUUUAAAGAAGCUUGAUCUGCGUGACAACAUGUUUGGCGUGGAAGCUGGAGUUGCUUUGAGCAAAGCUCUCCCUCUAUUUGCAGAUCUUACUGAGAUUUACCUCAGUUAUUUGAACCUGGAGGAUGAUGGGGCGGAAGCUCUUGCCAAUGUUCUGAAGGAGUCUGCUCCUUCUCUUGAAGUUCUGGACAUGGCUGGAAAUGACAUUACAGCCAAAGGUGCUGCUUCUAUAGCUGUCUGUAUUGCUUCAAAAAAAUUCCUUACAAAAAUAAACUUGGCUGAGAAUGAACUCAAGGAUGAAGGUGCUAUUUUGAUUGGUGAGGCAUUAGGAGAGGGUCAUAGUCGGUUGAAUGAAGUUGAUAUGAGCACAAAUGCUAUUAGGAGAGCUGGGGCAAGGCUUUUGACCCAAGCGGUUGUGAAAAUACCUGGAUUUAAGUUGCUGAAUAUCAAUGGAAAUUUCAUAUCUGAUGAAGGAAUAGAUGAGGUGAAGGAAAUGUUUAAAAGUUCCCCUGAUAUGCUUGGACCUUUAGAUGAGAAUGAUCCAGAAGGAGAAGAUUAUGACGAUGAGGACGACGAUGAGGAGAAUGCAGAAGAUGAGAAUGUUUUUUUUUACUCCAAGCUUAAGGAUCUCAAGAUUGAGCAAGGAGAAUAGUCGUGCUGUGUAUGCCAUCUGUUCUCAUGGCAUCCGGCUAAAAAUCAUCUAAACAACUCUUCUAUUUUCUAUGACUUAUUAUAAGCUACUCUAGCUGUGCAACAUUAGUGGUAGAUCUACCAUUGUAGUUCAGGUUUAAGAAAAUAUUGGAACAUCCGGAAUAGUUGUACCUUUAUUUAGCAGAGAGCUUAAUUUAGUUUAAACUCUCAUAGAGCAAUGUACUUUUCGGACAGGUUAUUAUUUUUCUUUAGUUACAUCUGUAAUAUGUACUGUUGCUCAGCAGUCAUCUGUUUAAGAUGCAACCUUGUUCUAUGGUUUAGCGUGCAUUUUUUUCUUUUCUCAAAUGCUUUUUGAGAUUUUAUAUGAAAAAGCAAGUGAUGGUCAACUUAAGACAA
Molecule: messenger RNA, 2202 nt
Organism: Hibiscus syriacus
Lineage: Eukaryota; Viridiplantae; Streptophyta; Magnoliopsida; Malvales; Malvaceae
Product: RAN GTPase-activating protein 1-like
Exons: 3
Coding region: 197-1807 (536 amino acids)
Molecular function (GO): protein binding; GTPase activator activity
Source: RefSeq, a predicted model, not a curated record